AUGGGCAAGCAGCACAUUUGGAGCGUUUUUCUUGGCCUGCUGCUGCUGGAGCAGUUGGUGGCCGGGACGAAGGCAGCCAAUCUGGCGCAGCUGGUUAAGAAACAGAGUCAGCAAAAGCAGGGGCAACCAGUUCUCCAACUGCAUCCACAGCAGCAGCAGCAACAACAGCAGCAGCAGGCUGGACAGCAGAUCCAUGCCCAGCAGUAUGUCCAGGAUAGCAUGGCUGAGCAGCAGGAUCUGAAGGCGGAGGAGGAGGAAGACCACGAUCCCUAUCAACUGCUGCAGGAUGCAAAGCAGGAGUCCAGGCUACCCAGUUCCGCCAACUAUCCCUGGAGUUCGUAUGCCGCUUCUCAGGGGAUUCCCCCAAAUCCCUACGAGGCCAUGCCCAAGAUGCUGCCCUUUAUAGGGUACGCCCAGCCGGUGCUCAUCCCAUUUCCCCUUUACCUGGCUCCGGAUAUGUUCUAUCCCGCCUUUUCCGGUGCCAGCAAUGACCUCGAGGACGUGGUGAUGUCGAGAGCAGCAGGUGGACGUCGUCCGGCCGCUAGUCAUUCGUCGCCCGCCCGCAAUUCACCCAUUUACUACGUCCGGCUGCCGCCAACUCCGUACAUGUUUGUGCCUAAUAUGCCGACGGCACCCUUUGGCGGAGGAUUCUCCCCGCUCCUAACCUACCAGCCCAUGCCCUCGUUCUCUGCCUACGGAUCUGUGUUUAACCUGCCUGUGAACUUCCUGGCCAACGGCAAGCCUACAGGCAUCUACCAGGUUGAUGGAUCCCCGUCAGAGGGUCUGGGAUCACUGGGAUCAUCUGGCAGCUUGGGCAGCGGUACAUUUGGAUUGCGACCUCCCACACCCAGCAAUCCAUUCAGGCCCAUGUCGUCGCCUUCGGUCGGCGGCUAUGGGAAUUCACCGCAGAGCUUCGGUCUCGCCUCGAUGCCGGUGCCGCAGCAGGACUCCAAGCUGACCUCCCUGAAGAGGCCCUUUGUGUUCAACGGUCGUCCUGAGGACAUCUACAUCCUGCCCAACAACCUGAGUCCCUGGAACAACGAACCGAGCUACUACUGA
This is a messenger RNA of Drosophila kikkawai, 1059 nucleotides long. RefSeq names its product mediator of RNA polymerase II transcription subunit 15. The record is from RefSeq and is a predicted model, not a curated record. NCBI's taxonomy places the organism in Eukaryota, Metazoa, Arthropoda, Insecta, Diptera, Drosophilidae.